AUGGUGGUACGCAGAAGUUCUGAGGAAGGCUCUGACAAAAAAUCAGUUCAGGACAGUUCAUCCGAUACCAGCGAAGAAGAUCUAGACUGUUUAAUUGACAGUGUUUUAGGGAAUCUAUCUCUUUAUACACCUAAGGCUCAAGUAAUGACAAUCAAAAACCGGAAGGAGCGUUCUAAGCACGAACGUUCCGAAAGAUCCUCCGCAGUUGAAUCGAGUACCUCGCCACAAGACGAUGCGCAUCCUUUUGGGAUCAGGAGACAUCCCUCAGGAAGCCACGGCCAAGUGUCUUCUCGUUUUCGAAAUCGUCAAAAUCGGGGUCACCAAUCAUCUGCGGUUGUUAGACAGGGUCGAUUUACCUUUACUCAAUAUGCAACAACUGCAGAUAGUCGGCUUUCUUCUGCUUCUGUAAAUCGGCAUUGGUCUGGAGCCCACGAGUCCUCGAAGAAUAUUCCCGUUUGCUUGGUUGAGUGCUCUGAAGCUACUGAUUUGGGAACUGGUAAUAACAGUGAAGAUGAAUAUAGCCAGAUGUCUGAGAAUACUAGUCCGAAUUCUUCAAAGUUGGAAGAUAAUGGACUAGAGCAGCUAUUGAAGGAGAAGAAGGGUUGGAAAGUUGUUCGUGUUCAUGGUGAUGGGGCCUGUCUCUUCCGAAGCGUCUCACAUCAGGUGUUUGGUGAUGAAGAGAAGCAUGACAUAAUUCGGAAGCAGGUUGUUGAUUACAUGUGUAAGAAUCGGGAACACUUCUCUCAGUAUGUUACCGAAGAUUUCGAUCGUUAUCUUCAUCGGAAGCGCCAACCAAAUUGCUUCGGAAACCACCUGGAGAUACAGGCAAUAUCCGAACUCUACAAUCGACCUGUUGAAAUCUACUACAACAAUGUCGUUCCUAUUAAUGUUUUUCAUGCUGAAUACUCGCAUGAAGUUCCAAUUAGGCUGGGCUACUAUGGUCGAACGCAUUAUAACUCAAUUAUUGAUCCCUGCAAGCCAUCAUUUGGCCAUGGGUUGGGCAUGCCUAACUACCAACCUGGGCUGCCGGAAAAGGAUCUCGUCAAACAGGCAAUUCGGGAAUCCGAGACUAGUGAGUUGGAAGAAGCUAUGUUGAGGGAUAAAUUGGCGGAGUCGGAAACCAAACAACUGGAGGACUGCAUUGCUGAACAUGUUCUGCGUGAAUCUCUCUACGAACACAUGAAGGCACGCUUUGAUGAGCAGGCAGUUGAGCGCCAACGAAGGACUUCGUCACCUCAAUCCGUGUCUCCCAAGUCUCGAAAAUCAUCGCCACUGCACUGUCCGUCCCAACCAGCACCUUCGUCGACAUCCGCUUCUCAGUUGCCCUGUUCUUCCUCUUAUACCUCUGUUCUUCCCUCCUCCUCGACCUCAAUUAAGCCCUCUUCCUCCAAUACCGCAGUUGACGUUCCUGGUUCUGCUGUCACCACGGCUACUGCUGCUGUCGCCGCCACUGCUUCGGCUUCCGCCUCAUCGGACCCAGCUGCCAGUGACUUCGCAGUACUCCGAUACAUCCCUGCUAACAUGCUAGACAUGAGCGACGACGACGUGCUAGCGAUGGUCUUGGAACAAUCCCGCAGCGAGUACAUUGAGGGACUACGUGUGGCAUGCAGGGGCGAAGAUGACGAUUUGGAAGAGCGUGGACGUCCCACUGCACAGUCCUACUUCCGUCAGAAUUUGGAACCCUCUCAGCCAUUUAAUGCGUCAUCAAAAGAUGAUUCUGGCGAUGAUGGCGCCAUAAACUAG
Hydatigera taeniaeformis is the source of this 1743-nucleotide messenger RNA. Lineage: Eukaryota; Metazoa; Platyhelminthes; Cestoda; Cyclophyllidea; Taeniidae. The record is from the annotation of a GenBank genome assembly.